Molecule: messenger RNA, 4011 nt
Organism: Aureobasidium subglaciale EXF-2481
Lineage: Eukaryota; Fungi; Ascomycota; Dothideomycetes; Dothideales; Saccotheciaceae
Exons: 6
Coding region: 227-3898 (1223 amino acids)
Biological process (GO): phosphorelay signal transduction system; phosphorylation
Molecular function (GO): protein binding; phosphorelay sensor kinase activity
Source: RefSeq, a predicted model, not a curated record
UGUAGUAGACGCCAACCGUUGAUUUGAGUUCUGUAUGCGGUGGCAAAAGGUUUCGAUGGUUUGGUUGUGGCUUUGGUAACCCUCUUUUCCAAACAUGCCUGCCCCGCUGGUCGCGGCUCAGGUUCUGUUCUCCCAUUCCAUUGUACCCUUAGCGAUAUCCAGCAUACUCCUAGCUCUCGUAUCGUAUGCAUACGUCUCUCGCGACUGACUGACGCCUGUCGCCGCAAUGGCUUCUGCUUGUGGGAAGACUAGCAUUCUUCUGCAACCUGCCCUAGACGAUGAUGUCUUGAGGGAGCGCGAAGCUCACAAAUACUACCAGCCAUUGCAAGACCUCGUCCAGGCCAGCAUCCCUGCAUCUCCUCCUACUGGACCAUGUUCAUCGCCAGACCGUGCCCUUACUGCAUUCGCUCAGCUUGCUUCGUUUAGACUGGGAGUCCGUAGAGCUUUUAUAUCGCUCAUCGAUCGCAAACACCAAUAUAUCCUUGCCGAGGCCACAAAGACUCUGUCGCUUGAGAAAAAUACCGCCGAUGAUGAAAAGGAUAACCUGUGGGUUGGUGCAACUGCUUUCGAGCGUAGAGCCACUCCAUGCGAAUAUGCUGCUGGUCUUCUUGUUGCUCCAGAUCUCCUUGUCAGCGAAGACAAAGGAGAUGUUGUAGUCUUUCCAGAUCUAUCUCAGCACGUGCUGUUCAAGGAUCAUGCUUUGGUCACCGAAGUUCCGCAUGGUCGUUUCUAUGCAGGCGUGCCAAUCAUCUCACCCAACGGACACAACAUCGGCGUCUUCUGUAUCUUGGACGAUCAACCUCGCCAGGAAGGCCUUACUGCGACCGAGGUGGAGUUCAUGAAAGACCUGUCCUCUACUAUCAUGGCGCAUCUGGAAAUGGUCAGAGCGACAGCUGAACUCGGCCGAUCGAAAAGCAUGGUUCAAGGAUUGGGGCAACUGGUCCAUGGCAAACCUAAUUUAAAAGACUGGUGGAAUAGUCUGCACCAAGAGAAGGCAGACCGUCCUCGAUCCGGGGUUCGCACUGCUCGAUCUGCAUUCCGAUCUUCUAAACCAUCUUCCAGCCACCUGCAGACCAAAUUUACUUCUAUAGACAGUCCCGAGGUUAGCGCAGCGGCUUCACCUUCUGUCAGAGAAUUCGUGGGAGCUCAUGUCCCGGAAACGCGCCAUUCAGAUAUUUCCGCUCAGGAAGCACAGCAGUCCUCAGAGGAGACGGAUGUUGGUAACCAGCUACAGGAAGAUUCAAUCGCUCCCGGUAUCAAAAACACUUUCAAACGGGCCGCGGAUAUCAUCAGAAGAUCUGUCGACGUCGAUGGUGCCAUCUUUCUCGACGCUUCGAUAGGAUCGUUCGCUGGCCUUGUGGACGGUAACCGGCAGCAUCAAGGAUCUGCCACUCAGUCUUCCACUGGGACGUCUUCGUAUUCGAUCAGGACUACCGACAGUCUUAUGAACGGCACUGAUGAGAAACGAUGUAACGUGUUGGGCAGCUCUUUGGUUGCGUUCAGCAAACGCAGGUCUUCUCAUGUUGCCAGCCUGGCCUCUCCGUUACCUGUUAGCGAGAGGUUCUUGCAACAGCUGUUGGCCAAAUAUCCCAAGGGAAAGAUUUGGAGCUACGACGAGGAAGACAGUAGCUCCCAUGAAGGCCCGCUCGAUUCUCCCCGGACAGCCGACAGUGUAAAUCGUAGAGGUGAACGCUGGCGAGAGAGAAGGAUGAUCCAGCAAAUCUUUCCUGGCGCCCGUAGCUUGGCCCUAGUGGGUAUGUGGGAUCCACACCGUAGUAGGUGGUUUGCCGGAAGCAUACUCUGGACGUGCAGCCCAACCCGUAUUUUGUCAACAGACAGCGAACUUAACUACAUGAUCGCAUUCGGUCAAUCAGUCAUGUCAGAGAUUGCUAGGAUCGAUGUCAAAAUGGCAGACAGAGCUAAGGCGACAUUCAUUAGUUCGAUAUCUCACGAGCUUAGAACUCCUUUACAUGGAAUCAUGGGUAGUACCGAGUGUCUCCAAGGUACGCCUCUUGACGCUUUCCAGUCCAGUUUGAUCAACACAGUUGAGACGUGCGGCAAGACACUGCUCGAUACGUUUGACAAUUUGCUAUCUUAUAGCAAGAUCAACAACCUGACCAAUAGCUCCAAUUACCGAAGACCAUCUGUCACAUCCACUAGAAGUCAACUACACCGCAACGGGACCGAUUCAAUACAGAGCCCGGUCGAUCUCGGCAUCUUGGCUGAGGAGGUAAUUCACACCGCUUUCGCUGGUAAUGAAUUUGUCCGUGUGACACCAUUGGGAGGUGGAAUAGCGGCUCGUGGUGUCCCGACUGCACGUCCAGUAAAGGGACUCGAGGCAAUCACUGUUCUUCUGGAUUAUGACACAACUAAGGAUUGGACAUUCACGACCCAGGCUGGCGGCUGGAUUCGAAUCAUCUUGAAUCUCGUAGGAAACAGUCUCAAGUACACUGAAAGAGGGCAUGUGGCAGUAAGGCUAGAAUCUAGACUUUUGCCGAGUCCGACGUCCGAGGAUGACAUCGAAGUCACUUUGACAGUAUCUGAUACUGGCAAAGGUAUGUCUGAGGACUUCCUGUCUGAGAACGUCUUCUCUCCCUUUGUCCAGGAAGAUCCUCUGUCACCCGGCACUGGGCUGGGCUUAAGCAUCGUUAAGCAGAUCAUCACCAAUAUGGGCGGUGAGAUCUCCGUAGCAAGCAAACAGGGACAAGGGACUCAAAUUGCUGUUACUGUGUCAAUGACACGUGCCGAAAUUGUCGCAGAAUCAGACGCUCCGACCGCAAUAGCAACUGUCACGAGCCUGCUGCAGGACAAGCAUCUGAACAUGAUCAUUCCUGAAGGGGAACAUGACGAGACGGGCUUCUCUGACCUAUGCAGCAAUUGGUUCGGUGCAUCUGUCCGCUGUACUUCCGAACCCGAGGAAGCGGACUUGUACAUUGUCAUGAAAAGACAUACAACCGCUUUGGUCAAUCAGCUCGCGUUCAAGCCUGCAACCGCAAGUCCGAUUGGUGCGCGACCGGUGAUCGUUCUGUGUAGAAACUUAUUUUCUGCACAUUCCCUCCAGUCGUCCAAGUCCAUGGCUGUCAUCAGUCCGCGCUUAGAUUACAUGUCACAGCCCCUAGCUCCAAAUAAGGUUGCCAAAACACUGCUGCAAUGCUUGGAGCAUCCGACAUGCUCAACACCAGACUCUACCACGACUCCCACACAAGCACCCUCUCGAACCACGAGCAUCUCCUCCCGACGCCCACGAGCACGCCGAGCUGAAUCUAACAUUUCUCAGAAUAGCACAGGCUCGAACCCCGAAGUUGUGCUAUUCACUCCAAUGGAGGAGAAGACUCAAGAAAUGCUUAUGUCCAAGGUUCGACAGAGUGUCGAAGCCAAUCGUCAAGCCGAUAUUAUUGAUGCUCAGAAACAGGCACUAGUGCCUAAUGUCACCGGAACUUCAUCCGCUGCAGGCGUGUCAGUACUUCUGGUCGACGAUAACAGCAUCAAUCUGAAUCUAUUAGCUACUUUUAUGAAGAAGCAACGGCACGCAUACGAUACUGCGACGAACGGCCUUGAAGCAGUGCAAGCCUAUAAGGCCCAUGUUGACCCAACGCGCCUUCCUCAAGAUAGCGAGAAUUCGCUACUCUUGCAAAAUCAACACAAGUUGACCGCGCAAUCUUUCGACUUUGUUCUGAUGGACGUCAAUAUGCCUCAGAUGGACGGCCUCGAGUCAACUCGACACAUCCGAGCAUUCGAGCGGUCGAAGGGAUUACGCCCAGCGGUGAUUGUCGCACUUACUGGCAUGGCAUCAGCAAGUGUACAGCAAGAAGCAUUUGCUAGUGGUGUCGACCUUUUCUUGACCAAGCCUGUACGGCUAAAAGAGCUUACCAGGAUUUUUGAAGAGCAUGCACGAUGAUGCUCUGUCGACAGAGGUUUAGAGGCGCACAGAACCCCGCCAUGAUAUACACACGCAUUUAACAUAGAAAGACGACACGAGCAAUAGAGUGUAUAUUCUUAAAAGCUACAUCU